UAGAAAAAUUAUAUGAAAGAAAAGAUAGUGAAGAAUGGACUGAAAAAGAUAUCGAAAAAGCUCGCAAGUUACUAAAAAAAUACACAGAAAAUAACAAAACAAGACACAGGAAAAAAGCUGAUAACGAACUAAGAAGUAUAUAUUUAAAUUUACCAGAUGAAAUUAAAAAAGAUCAAAAAGAAAUUUUCGAGAAUAUAAAUGAAUACAAACUUUAUAAAAAUUACUACUAUCUUGUCUCGUAUAAUGAAACAUCCAAGAAGGUGGUUAUCAAAAUCGGUAAAAUCACAAACAAAGAAAUCAUCAAUAACAAAGAAAAAACUCUGUUCAAACUCGUGUUAAACAAUGCAAUCGAAGAAGCCAAGAAAAGAAUCUGUGAAAAAAUCAUCAAAAAACAUCAAAAUCUUUUUGAUGAAAUUAAGAGUAAAAUCAAUACCUGUUACAAAGAAGAAUUCUUUGAAUUUUUAGAUAGUACUAUUGAAGAUUUUGUCACUAAUGAUAUUGAUAAAUUCAUAUUCGCAUCAAUCUUUCGUACAUUUACCAAAUAUUACUACUUUCAUGUUCCUGUUAGUGAAGAACAUAAUAUGCUUACAGAAGAUGAAAAAAUCUUUUUUAAGAAUUUAUUGACACAAGUAAUUGAAUAUUAUACACAAAAAUUUGAUACUUAA
Messenger RNA from Dentiscutata erythropus, 665 nucleotides. NCBI's taxonomy places the organism in Eukaryota, Fungi, Glomeromycota, Glomeromycetes, Diversisporales, Gigasporaceae. The record is from the annotation of a GenBank genome assembly.